Molecule: messenger RNA, 857 nt
Organism: Chaetura pelagica (chimney swift)
Lineage: Eukaryota; Metazoa; Chordata; Aves; Apodiformes; Apodidae
Gene: RUNDC3A
Product: RUN domain containing 3A
Exons: 7
Cellular component (GO): cytosol
Source: RefSeq, a predicted model, not a curated record
GCCCCAUCAGCUGGUUCAGCUCCGAUGGGCAGCACGGCUUCUGGGACUACAUCCGCCUGGCCUGCAGCAAGGUCCCCAACAACUGUGUCAGCAGCAUCGAGAACAUGGAGAACAUCAGCACCUCCAGGGCCAAGGGCCGGGCCUGGAUCCGUGUGGCACUGAUGGAGAAGCGCAUCUCCGAGUACCUGACCACGGCCCUGCGGGACACACGGACCACCAGGCGGUUCUAUGAGGACGGGUCCAUCAUGCUGCGGGAGGAGGCCAUGGUGCUCACGGGGAUGCUCGUCGGGCUCGGCACCAUCGACUUCAGCUUCUGCCUGAAGGGUGAGGUGAUGGACGGGAAGAUGCCCAUGGUCAUUGACUACACGCCCUACCUGAAGUUCACACAGAGGUACGACCACCUGAGUGAGGAGGAGGAGCGGGGCAGCGUGGAGAGCAGCACGAGUGAGGACAGCUCCCCUGACCACCCCUACCUGCCCCUGGUCACUGAUGAUGACAGCUGGUACAACAAGUGGCGCAAGAUGGAGAAGAAAUUUCGCAUUGUUUAUGCCCAAAAGGGGUACCUGGAGGAGCUGGUGCGGCUGCGGGAGUCGCAGCUGAAGGACCUGGAGGCGGAGAACAAGCAGCUGAAGCUGCGCCUGGAGGAGGCGAUGGUGCAGAACCAGCUGGAGAAGAGGGAGCUGGAGGGCGUCAUCCUGGAGCUGCAGGAGCAGCUGACGGGGCUGAUCCCCUGCGAGAACCCACAGCUGGCCCAGGUCUCCAAGGAGAUGGUGACACCUCUGGUGAACCAGUGGCCCUCGCUGGGGACCCUCAACGGCAACGAGAGCAGCUCGGACGGCAAGUUCUACAGGAGGUAA